GUUCCGUUCAUACCUCCACCCGUCUCAACGCGUCAUUUCGACUUGGCUUCUCGACGGCUCGCCACCACUUCCCUCACCUACUCCUCCUCAUAAUGCCCUCGGACCGCUGGGCAAAGCACGACGCCGCCAUGGGCGAGCUUUACGAGCGCGUAGAGCGCGAGAAAGCAGAGGCAGACGCCGCCAAGGAGGCCUCAGCUAUUGAGCAGGCUCAAUACCAGGCACAACUGGAGGCGCAGCGCGCAGCAUAUCUUGCAAACCCCGCCGCCUCUUCAGAGACUACCCUUGUAGCCGGGCACAGUCACCAGCCAGAGCAGAGUGUUGCGACUCUCCGCCACCGCCAGGCAGACGACUCGGAGAAGGCUGCUGGCGCCUGGGAUAAGUUCAUCCGCUGGCAGGCCAAGCAUUACCGCACCAACCUGCUGGACAAGCCAAAGCCGGGGGCGCCACAGGCCUGACCCCCGAUAAGUGAUAGUAGAAGCGAUUAGAUCCAAGGGUGUGUCCCUACUCAUGUGAUGUUACGAGGCCCAACUGAGGGCUGCCCGACGUGCCGCAUGAAUUGCGGAUCCUCAGCUCGGCUAUCUCUCGGAUGCGCGAAUUGCCACGAACGGCGUUGCGGUCAGAUUUCAUUCCAUUCACGUCCGAGAGGCCGAACACGACCGCUUGCGAGCCAUUGACCGCGAUA
This is a messenger RNA of Cutaneotrichosporon oleaginosum, 682 nucleotides long. RefSeq lists its product as uncharacterized. NCBI's taxonomy places the organism in Eukaryota, Fungi, Basidiomycota, Tremellomycetes, Trichosporonales, Trichosporonaceae. The record is from RefSeq and is a predicted model, not a curated record.